AUGCCGAAAGUACGUAGAAGUAAGAAAUCACCACCAGAAGGAUGGGAACUAAUUGAACCAACUUUAGAAGAAUUGGAGUCAAAAAUGCGCGAAGCUGAAACUGAACCUCACGAAGGAAAAAGGAAACAAGAAUCAUUGUGGCCAAUUUUCAAAAUACACCAUCAAAAAUCAAGAUACAUCUAUGAUCUUUAUUAUCGGAGAAAAGCAAUUAGCAAAGAACUAUACGACUAUUGUUUGAAUGAAAAUAUUGCUGAUAAGAACCUUAUCGCCAAAUGGAAGAAAGUUGGCUACGAGAACUUGUGUUGUUUACGAUGCAUUCAAACAAGGGAUACUAACUUUGGUACGAAUUGUAUUUGCCGAGUACCAAAAGGCAAAUUAGAGGAAGGUAGGAUAGUAGAAUGCAUACAUUGUGGUUGCCGUGGAUGUUCAGUAUUGAUUUUACAGUUUUUUCUGUUUGGGACAACUAACUGA
Cotesia congregata is the source of this 471-nucleotide messenger RNA. NCBI's taxonomy places the organism in Eukaryota, Metazoa, Arthropoda, Insecta, Hymenoptera, Braconidae. The record is from the annotation of a GenBank genome assembly.